AGUAGAUACAGGUACCUAAAUGCCAUUGCAUAAUAAUAUUAUUAUCAUACGUUAUUUCUAAUUGGAGGAACCACAACUAAACUUACUAAAUUAAACUAUUUCAUAUUUGCCUGUUUAUUGAUUAACUGCAGAAUAACACUAUUGGACGAAAAAAUUAUAUAGCCAUGGGUAAGUUUUGUCUAAAUUAUUUUUAAUUCAUUAUCCACGCCUAGAUAGUAGCGCAUUUAAAAUAUAUGCGCCCAGGGGGGAAAUAAUUUUAUUGUCACCCUCUCCCGUCCCACUUAUUUUCACCCAUUACUCUUAACUCUUACCUAAUCUUAGACCUCCCCUUCCCAACCUCAAUUACUGAAAAAUGUGCCUCUUGCUUGUUUUGAAUAACAUUUUAAAAUGUAUAUCCUAGGGCUUAACAAAUUUCUAAGUAUUUUAUUCAAAUAAAGGUUAAUAUGAUAAUCUGUUAUCACUUAUUACUUAUUAUUUGGGUACAAAGUGUAGAUAAUACAAUGUAGGAAAAAGUCCAUACAAAAGCCAUACGACCGUACUCGUUUUAAAGUACUCACUGUCUUUUAUACAACAGUACUAACGAAAAUUACCUAUUAAUAUUAGAAAAAUAAAAUCAUAGAUUAAUCAAUGAUGCUAUUAAAUGUUAUAAGUUUUGUGAUUAAAAAAAAUUAAUACGUUCAAUAAAACCCUAAAACGGUUAAAAUUUUGCAGCCGGGUCUAAAUGCGCCUCUAUGCUUAGAUAUCCAAAGUUUUUUUGUACGUAUUAAAUGAUAAAUAAUUGGGUACGCACGCAUACGAUAGGAUAAAUGAUUAGACUGUAAAUUGUUUUUUACAAAUUUUUUAUUGCGAGUAUUAUGGCCUUAUGGGUACCUAAUGUCGAGAAUAUAUACCAUAUACUUACCUGUAUAUUAUUAUAAUUAGUUUGAUGGACAUAAUCAUGGUCAGAGUGAGAUCCAAAUUUAGAUUGGGAGGUUGAAAUAUAUUCAAGCAGUCAAAUAAAAUACGUACUCACCAAACAAAAUUUUUUUAAGUUUUAAUUUGAAUCAGUGGCGAAUCCAGGAUUUUGAAAUGAGGAAGCUAAAUUGUUUUUACUUGAGAGAUGAGUGAAGAGUUGGAAGAGUUUCAAACCCCCCUCCUCGAAAUUUUUUUUUAGAAAAGCAAUUUCAUCAAUAUUCAAACCGCAGAACUAAGUAUAAGAAAAAGAGCUUGUGCGUCGACCGUAGUAUAUUACACGAGACGACCAACUCCUAUUUUUAACCUGUGAAAUUUUACGACGAAUGGUUCGAGCUUUCUGUAGCCUAAAAUAAUGGACUAAUUUACACGGGUUGAUAAGUGGUACGGGUAGAUGCUACUUUUGUAAAUUUUAAGUUAAUCGGAUGAUUACAGCCUGAGUAAUAUGAAAAGGUAUUUGUAGUCGUAAAUAUUAGUAGCCACCAAGCUAAGUUAAAUUAUUUGUAUUAAAUUAUCGCAUUUCAUCAAAUACAAACCAUUAUAAACAAUUUUAAUUUUUUUUUUAUUAGCGAGGGUUUGACGUAGUUGAUGAAGGGUUUUUGUUGGGUAUAUUUUAAACGGAAAUGUAUGCAAAAACUACUUAUUAGUUAUCGGAAUAUAAGAAUAUAAUAUGUGUCUUGGUAUGUAUUUUUACCAAGUUUUUAAAUAAAAUGAGUUAGUAAAAUAUUAUAUGCAAAUAUCAGGCCCCCAGGCCAUAAUAUAAUCCAGGUUAUCUGGAAAAUUCCCUUGUCCAGACCGGCCGCUUUACUCCCGCCUCGCUGCGUAAAAUAAAAAAUAAACCGGUGUAAUACUCCUUCACAAUCACCUGAUUGUGUCACACAAUGCGAUACAUAAUAAUUUCGGAUAGCACAUUAAUCGAUAAAACAUAUUUUUACCAUUUCCUAUUAUAUAGGUACAUUAAAAUGUGUAGUAUCGUUAGCGUUACUAGUUAUCGGAUCGUUUGCUGCAGUUCACGUUCCAAAACAACGAGACGUUUUGAAAGAGAUCGCCGAAGUUGAGAAUUCUGUGCAUGUUGGCAAAAAAUGGGUCGUUUUAGUAGCGGGUUCUCAUAGAUGGAGUAACUACAGGCAUCAGGUUUAAUACAAAUUUGAUUUAUGUAACUUAAAGUAUUAAUGAUUACGGUAAAUUUGGAGUGUUGACUAAUAAUUAUAAUUACCAAGUAUAACUAUACUUGAAUACCCAUUAAUUUUGAAUGCAAAACAAAUAUUAACUUCAACGUUUUUACUUACCUACUAUUUUGAUGUGAUAAUACAAUUUAUAUUUGUUAAAACGGUAAAUCUGUUUUUAGAUUCUGUACGUGGUUUGCGGGGAGGAUUUAUCUUAAUAAAAAAAAAAAAUAUAUACGAGGUCUGGCUAUUAAAUAACGAGACUGCUUAUGAAAAAUGGUUUUAUUUUAAAAAUUAUUCCACAACCAAAUGUUCCCCUUCAAUAUACUCUCCUCACCUCUUCACACACCGUUUCAUUCAUUUCUUCCAUUGCUCGAGGCAGUGCUGGAGGUCUGUUUUCGGAAGACCAUUCAGGAGUUCCGCCGAUUUUUGUUUCACCUCUUCCAUUGACUCAAACCGCAUUCCUUUUAAGGCAUACUUUGUCUUAUCUUUAUCGUAUAUCACUAAAAAUGUAUUAUUUAAGACCGACCAUUUAAAAUAUUUUGUUUUAACAAAAAAAAAAAAUGUAUUAAAUUCCUGAUUUGGAUUUUUAUCUAUUUUUAACUCCAUAGAAUUAUAUGGUUGUUUAGUUAAUAUUCAAAAAGUUGAAUAUUUUAAUUAUUAUGGCUUAUCAUUUUUUUUUCAGGCAGACAUAUGUCAUGCAUAUCAAAUAAUGCUCAGAAAUAAUAUACCGAAGAAGAAUAUUAUAACGAUGAUGUAUGACGAUAUCGCAUACAACCCGAAGUACCUAAUUAUCAUCUUAUAUUUUACAAAAAUGAAAUUAUAUCUGUUAACUAAAACAAAAUUAAACUACUGAAAAGAUUAAGUGAUUAAUAUAACUAAUAAUUAGAACGCCAUAAAAUUAUUAAAUUGUUUAUUGUAUUUGUUGAUAAUAAAUUGAUAAUGAUUACCAUCCAGAUAAUUGUUAGAGAAAAUAAAAUUUGGACAGUAUUUUUUAACUAUAAAAUAUUAUUGGCUUCUACCUACUAAAGAAGAAUAUUAUAAAAUACAAGUUCUCCCGAUUUUCGAAUAGGUACGACUAUGGGUAUUUACGUAAUCAGUGGCGCCCAGGGUUUUUUCAAAAUCCAAUGUAGUUAUAUUUACCCACCUUACCUCAUCCUAUUCUCCUAUAGUAGCUUUUGUUCUCAGUAAAAUACGUAUACCUAACAAAAUAUAAUUAAUUAUAUUUUUUAUGGUUGUGUAAACGUGCUAAAAUUUAUAUUUAAUUUAAUUAAGUAAAUUUUUAUUUAAGUACGAAAUUACUUACGUGUUGUUUUUUUGCCAUUUAUAUUUCCGCAAUCAUCUGUAAUUAAGCACAUUUAGUGAACGGUUUUUUUUUUAGAUUUCAAUUUAUAAUAUUCAUUCAUCUUUUUAUAAAAUGCGUUCUUUUCUUUCAUUUUUAUAUUUUAAAAUUGAAAACUGCUAGCACUAUAGUACCUGCGUUACACGCAUAACACACAAACACUCACUAAAUGUCUUUUGUUGAACAACUUAGGAAUUACAUAGGUAUCCGUCGACUAUCAUCCGAUAAGGCAACAUUCAUGAAUGAAUUCAUAAGUGUGCUUGUUUUAAAAAUAAUACACUAUGUAACAGUCGAUUUCAUGAUCAAUCGUUAAGUAAAAAUAAAUAAUAAGGAAGACAAAUAUAUAGGUAUAGUUCAUUAAUUAUUGUUUGAAUCGAUCAAUUAAUUAUUUUGUUAAUAAAACAAUAUAAGAAAUAUAGGUAUAGUUCAUUUCAUGAUUAUUUCAUAAUACUUCAUAGGUAACACUGUUAUUUAUAAAAUACAAUGUAAGUGUGGUUUAUAUAAUUGUCCAUUUCAUGAAAUGGAUGUCCACAUAAUGUAUUUUCGUCAAAAAUCACGAUCUGGACGAAUUCCACUAUCCGGACAUCUAGUUCAUGAAAUGAGUGGAUGUGACAUAUAAUAUAUAUAAAUAUUAUAUAUAAAUUUAUAGUAAUCCAACUCCAGGCGUAAUAAUUAACCAGCCAAAUGGUACAAACGUGUAUGAAGGAGUUGAAAUUGAUUACAAGGGAGAUGUAAGUUAUGUUGGCAUGAUUUUUAUACAAUAAAUUAUGCGCACCAGUUAGAUUAAUCAUACAAAUGGUUAGAUAACUUGAACUUUUUUAAAUUUUAGGACGUGACACCUGCACAUUUCUUGAAAAUAAUUCUCGGUGACAAAGAAGGAAUGAAGUCUGUUGGAACGGGUAGAGUGGUUGAAGGGUAUGUUAAAAUUGUUUCUUCGUAAUUUAUUAGAGAUACUCGAAAUGAAAAUAUUGCUUAGUAAAAAUACAAUCAUUUAAUUGGUUCCUGUAAUACCUGCUCUAAAUGUCGUAAAUUCAGUUUAAGUGUUUAGAUAUUAUUAUACGUAAACCGUAUAUACUUAACUAAUACAGUAAUUUUGUUAUGUGCGACUUUCGAUUUAAAGAGGUGCAUGGGACACGAUUUUUAUAAACUUUGCUGAUCACGGUGGAUCCGGAGUAUUAUGUUUCCCAAAUGGAUAUUUAUAUGCUGAUCAAUUGAACGAUGCACUGAAUACUGCGUUUGAAACAGCAAGAUACAAAAAGGUCAUUUUUCACAAGAAUUAAUAUUUAUUAUAAUGAAAAUGGUGAAUUUUAAUUUAUAUUAUAAUUUAUAAGAUGUUAUUAUACAUUGAAGCAUGUGAAUCGGGUUCUAUAUUUGAAGGAAUACUCAGUGAUGAUAUGAAUAGUAAGUUUUAAUAUGGACAAUUAUUUCUUGAAACAAGUUAAAUUCGAAAAAUGUCUUCUUUCUUCUUUUAAUUAGUUAUAUUUUCUACGAUUAGGUUAUUAAGUGUUAUUUUUAAGACUGUAUUACUAACUACUUGAAUAUUUGAAGCUGUUUAUGUUUAUUAAUUAAAUUAGAGAUGUAACGAACUGUUUGAUUUUUGAACUGAAACUUGCAAAUAAUCGAACUGAACCAAAUACCCAAUAGUUCGGUUCGAAGAUCAUUCGAUGCCGAUUCUGCGUGGUCCCCAAUAUGAUGUUCAAAGCGGCAUUGUUACGAAAAAGAAAAAUUCAAUUUUUUCGUACUAGUGGGUCUUAUAAUAGUAACCACGCAGUCGAACAGUUUGAGAACCUAGGUUUUUGACCUAACCUAACCUAACCAUUUAACUUUUUUAAUGUUCGAGUUCGAGUUUGAUAAAAUAUUUAAAAAGUUUGAUUCGGUUCGGUUCGACCUUAAAUAUCAGGAUUUGUAACAUCUCUAAUUUAAUCUAUACAAAUUAUAAAGGCCGUUCCACAAUGAUAUACCCAUUGCAAUAUUUCCUGAGAUAGUAAAGAUGAUUCAAUAUUUUUCAAAAAUAAUAAAAUAAAAUAAUUUUUUAAUUUUUUGCAGAAACAUACAAAUUUAAUUGUAAUAUAAAUAUUUGUAGUCCUUAUCCUGUGAGUAAUAUAAAGAAAAUAGAAUUUAAUUUUCUUUAUCAUCUCAGAAGAUAUUGCAGUGGGUAUAUUAUCUUCUUAGCAUAGAUGGAUAUUUUGUUGACUUUUUAGGGGGCUGAAUAAUCAAAAGUACAGUGACCCGCAGGGUCUACACCCCUUCACCCCUUUUCCUACACAAGACUACAAUAAAUACUAAUCUACUAAUCCAAGUAUGAAUAUAUUAUAAGAUUAUAUAAUAUUGUUAUUAAUAUAUUUUCUUGCUAAUAUUCAUGUAUAUUUAGUCAUAGUCCGGACUAAGAUAAUUUAGUGAACUACCGAAUGGCAUCGAAUAGUUUAUCACUGUAAAAUUUUUAACAAUUUGUAGUGCUAUUUGUUAAAAAUGUUUUAUAAUUUAUAAAUAACAGUAUAAUAUAUUUAAUAAACAAAUUUAAAGCAAAUAAUAGUAAUAAUAACAUUUCAAUACACUUUCGAGAUUGAGGGGCUAUUGGAAAUUCUGGGGGGGCUAAGUCUUUUAAGCCUCCAUCUGAUAUCCGUCUAUGCUUCGAAGGACAUCCUAUAUAUUAUUUAAAUAGUUUUAGCAGUCACUGCAGCUGGACCCAGAGAAAACUCUUGGGGAUGUUAUUGUUAUAGUGAAAGUGGAGAUUAUGCAACAUGCUUAGGAGAUUUGUUCAGUGUGACAUGGAUGGAAGAUAUAGAUAAGGUGAUUUGUACAUAUCUGCCUAUUCAUAUAUAUAAGCCUAAGUAUAUUUGAAUGUACAUGAUAUGUAUGUAUAUUUGUAUAUACAUGAUAAUGAUUAUAUAAUUUUACUUUUUGGAACAAUAAAUAAUGAUCAUUUUAAACUUUAUAAAAUUAUAUUAUACCUAUUAUAUCUACCGAUAUUAAUUUGAAAUUCGAUGUAUGUAUAUUAUAGACAUUUUUUGACUCUAUCAUGAGAAAGAAAAGCAUUUUCAAUGAUUACAACGAGAUCAGACAACACGUCACAUUAAGCAACAUUAUGGUGUAUGGUGAUUUCGAUAUUGGCUACGAAAAACUUUCUACUUUUAUUGGUUAUCAGAAAAAGAUUGAUAAACCAUCAGUUAUGUCAUUGUCAAAAACUAUUCAGAAUAAAGCAAGUACACCUACAUGAUAAACAAACCAAUCGCUUUUAACCAAAUAUUGUUGUGAAUAAUUCAUUGUAAAAAACACACAAUUAUCAUUUAUUUUAACAGAUGACGGUGUCCAGUCAUGAUGUGUCUAAAUGUACCAUGGAAUAUGCUUUGGCUAGUAAAAAAUUGACAAACUUAAGAAAACAAGAGUUGCAAAUUGAACUCCAAAAAAAUGAUGAAGUACCUAUUCAUUAUUUUUUGUAAAGAAUAAUGCCAUGUAUUAAUUAUAUUUGAUUCAUACCUUAGAUGAGAUUUGUCAUUGAUAACGUGUUUCGAGAAAUAUACUUGUCAGUUGUUAAGUUGAGACCAAAAAUCAUGAGUGAUAUUGGCACAUUUGAUAAACCUGAAUUUCUAAAACUCUCGUUAGAUAUGUUCCCUUGUUAUAGAAGUAUAGUAAACAAAAUCAAUGAAAACUGCUUUUUAGUUUCUCAAGUAUGUACAUAUUAUAUAUAAAUAUAUAUAUAUAUAUAUACAGUUAAAUUUUAUCAUGAAUGUAGUUAAAAAGUUGUAUUUGAUUAACUUAGGUAUAUUUAAGAAUUAUUUAGAUAUUAAAAAAUUGAGGAAUUAUGCAUGAUGUAGAAUUAUAUUUAACUGGUUGAAGUAAAUAAUAAAAUGGCGAUAUAAAUAUGAAGAUUUAGAGGGUAAAAGUAAAAGUCUCUGAUUUUAAUUGCAUACGACAAAGGCGGAGAAAAAGAAUACAUACAGAGUGUAACAGGACUAUUUGAUAUUUUUACACUGUAGUUACAUGUAAACAUGUCAAUUAGUCCAGUUACACACUGUAUAUAUAUUCUGUAUUUAGUUAUAAAAGAAUGUUUCAUAUAUAUUUAUAAUAACUUAUAUUUGAAUAUUGUGUAUUUUAAUUGUCAAGAUUUUAAACUAAAUUAUUUACAGAAUUCCUAUGUAUUAAAACGGUUGAGGAUUAUCUCUAACUUAUGUGUUAUUGAUAAAAAUAUUCAUGGGAUGUUUAGCAAUUUGGUGUUCAAAUCAUGUUCCAGGAUUCCAAAGAAUAUAGUUAAUGUGUUUUAAAACUGUGUAUAAUA
Messenger RNA from Cinara cedri, 7735 nucleotides. NCBI's taxonomy places the organism in Eukaryota, Metazoa, Arthropoda, Insecta, Hemiptera, Aphididae. The record is from the annotation of a GenBank genome assembly.